Messenger RNA from Colletotrichum spaethianum, 360 nucleotides. RefSeq lists its product as uncharacterized. The record is from RefSeq and is a predicted model, not a curated record. The transcript has a single exon. Lineage: Eukaryota; Fungi; Ascomycota; Sordariomycetes; Glomerellales; Glomerellaceae. Bases 1 to 360 code for a protein of 119 amino acids.
AUGUGCAUCCAGUGGACUGCCUCCGCAAAAUGCACCGCCGCGGUAGAGGGCACACCGCGGAAUGGGUGCAAGGGCACGCACGUGGUCGUGACACCUCGUCAGGUGUGCGCGCUCGCCGAUGAGCAGUGCGUAUGCUUCUUCGGCUCGUGCAUGAACAUCGUCACGCUGUCCUCUCUAGAUCAGGGUACAGUCAACGCGCCGUGCCAGGUCUGCGGCACCGAAGAGGACCCUGAGCAGAUGAUGCUGCUGAAGGUGUUUGACGACGCCUUCGCAGCGGACUGGGUUAUCGCAUUCGGCGGGGGCCACUACGAGAAGUGCACCGAGGGCAUAUGGAGGGGACAUUUGGCGGGGAAUGAGUAA